This is a messenger RNA of Tripterygium wilfordii, 2035 nucleotides long. RefSeq names its product MLO-like protein 12. Gene Ontology annotation, biological process: defense response. The coding region runs from base 257 to 1813 and encodes 518 amino acids. The transcript is spliced from 14 exons. Gene Ontology annotation, cellular component: membrane. The record is from RefSeq and is a predicted model, not a curated record. NCBI's taxonomy places the organism in Eukaryota, Viridiplantae, Streptophyta, Magnoliopsida, Celastrales, Celastraceae.
UCUCUCUGGCUAUGUUUAUCAAUUUAUUUCCCGACUAAUUGUACAAUGAAUCAAUCCUAAAGUCAGACCUGGCUCCCCACUUUGACUACCAACCAUUUGGCCUACGAAAUCAAGUACCGGGACCCGGACCCGGCCUCGGCUUCGGCUUGGUCCAUUACGCAUGCAUAUUUAAUGAUCACCACCUGUUUGUUUAUAUGCUCCUCUGAACAUAUAAGCAAACUCAGGCAACAUAACCGAGAAGAAAGAGACAGAGAGGAUGGCAGAGGAGGAGGCGGUGGAAGUUUCACUGGAAGAAACACCGACAUGGGCUUUUGCAACUGUUUGUUUUGUGUUGAUACUAAUUUCCAUUCUAAUUGAGCAUUUGCUUCAUCUCCUAGGGAAGUACUUCCACAAGAAAAGGAGGAAAUCCCUCAUUCAGGCUCUUGACAAGAUCAAAUCAGAGUUGAUGCUGCUGGGUUUCAUCUCGUUGCUGUUAACUGUAUGCGAAAAACACAUUGCAAACAUAUGUAUUCCAAAGAGUGCAGCUGAAACGUUUCUUCCCUGCGAAAGCUGGUCAAGCGAUGCUGAGGAGAGUACCAGAUGUCAAGAGCAGGGAAAGGUUUCUUUGUUGUCCAGAGAAGGAGUUAGGGAACUCCAGUACCUCAUCUUUGUGUUGGCUUCCUACCACUGUUUGUCAUGCAUUCUUACAUUCAGCUUAGGAAUGGCUAAGAUGAGGAGGUGGGAGUCUUGGGAGGAAGAGACAAGAACAUUUGAAUAUCAAUUUUCAAAUGAUCCAAGGAGGUUCCAGUUGACCCACCAAACACCAUUUGGAAGACGACAUCUAAGAUUUUGGACUGAACACCCAUUUCUACGUUGGCCGGCAUGUUUUCUUAGACAAUUUUUCAAUUCGGUGUCCAAAGUGGACUAUUUAACUCUGAGACAUGGAUUCAUCAUGGCUCAUUUUGCAGAAGGAAGCAACUUUGACUUUCAAAAAUACAUCAAAAGAGCUUUAGAAAAAGAUUUUGGGGUAGUGGUGGGAAUAAGUUUCUGGGUUUGGGUCUUCUCUAUGUUUUUCAUAUUCUUUAGUGCUCAUGACUUUUACAAUUACUAUUGGCUUCCAUUUUUUCCACUAUUGAUGUUAUUGCUGGUGGGAACAAAACUACAAAACAUCAUAACCAAGAUGUUCAUAGAAAGCCAUGACGAAUCUCAUGUUGUUAGAGGAGCAUUUCUUGUCAGGCCUAGUGACCAUUUCUUCUGGUUUGGCCGGCCUAAAUUGCUUCUCCACCUUAUCCACUUCAUACUGUUCCAGAACUCAUUCCAACUAGCCUUCUUUACAUGGACUUGGUACAAGUUUGGUUUUAGAUCAUGCUUCCAUAAAACAACUGAGGAUAUUGUCAUAAGACUUGCCAUGGGAGGGUUAGUGCAAGUUCUGUGUUGCUAUGUAACACUUCCUCUAUAUGCCUUGGUAACCCAGAUGGGUACAUCGAUGAACAAUGCUGUCUUCUCAGAAAAUGUGACAAAAAGCCUCAAGAUAUGGCACGCCAAGGCCAGGAAAAACGUAGCGCUCAAGAACAAUUACCCAUCACCACGCCUCUCCCUCGAUGCUUCACUUGAUACUUCACUUUCCCUGGACACCUCAACUUCUGUUAGCAUCGACGCGUCACCUUCUUUCAGUCUUGAUGUUUCAUAUUCUGUGAAAUUUGAUAGGCCGAUCGAAGAUGAGGCUGUUGUGGCUAUUGAAACAGCAGAACAAGGGAGAGGUCAUGAGAGACCAGGAGAGGAGCAUCAAAAGGUUAAUUCAUUCGAGGGAUUCGAUACCAAGAACACGACGUAAAUUUCUCAGUAGAGAAUACAUUAAGAUGCCCACAUUGUUUUUGUUUGUAGAUAAUGUGGGCUGUUUGAUCUUAUGUACAGCUGCUACAAUAUUAGUUACUAUAAUUAUUUUGUAUAUAUCAAUUCCAUAAUAGGAAUGAAUGGAGAAAAUAAUACGCGUGGUGGAUGUGGAUUUCCACUGAUGUGUUUCAUAAACUCAUGUUAGCAGACAUUUUGGUGCUUA